UUGUUAAUACAACUGAUAUUGUUAGGUUAUAUCAGCUGGUAAAUACCUGCCUGUUACACGCAUACUCGCGAAGCGACUACUAUACUAACCAACUAUAUAAGUCUCACUCGUUUGUAUUAGUUUGUGAUGUAAUAUUGUGAGAAGUUCAACGGAAGUUAAAACUUUGGUAUCACGAUGUCGUCUUCACGUACUGGUGGUGUAAGGCCAAUAUCUAUUGCUGGUCGUGUAGGCAGGGAAAGAGAACGUUUGAUUGGCAUGACAGAUGAGGAACGUGCAUGGAGAGCACGUUAUCUCAAAUCUCAAAUUCUUGCACCAGAAGAACCGAUAGUUCCAGAGGGUUAUUACAAAGAGGCUUAUAAUCCUAUAAAAAGAUUCUAUAGAGCACCUCUGAAUGCAGUAGAAAAAACACUAAGUGGAUUAGUGGGUCCUACAGCUGCAUUUGUUAUACGUGGCGUAACAGGAAGACUCUUGAUAGGAAUCACAGGGAUAUAUUGUGCAUGGUAUUACUUCAAAUAUAAUACAGCGAAAUGGACACGUGUCUCUGGUUGGAGAAUAAUUAAAUCGCGUCCUACUUUGUUUCUAGGAGACAAAGAUUUUCCUAAUUACGAAGUUAAAAAACCUCAACAGUAUGCAACACGAGGCUUCGAAAACUCUCCAAUAUAGAUAUUACCAAAGUUGUAUGUAGAUAAUUUUUAAAUAUAACCAAUGUGAUUCACUAAAAUUAUCAUCAAAAGAU
Messenger RNA from Hylaeus anthracinus, 736 nucleotides. RefSeq lists its product as uncharacterized. Lineage: Eukaryota; Metazoa; Arthropoda; Insecta; Hymenoptera; Colletidae. Gene Ontology annotation, biological process: mitochondrial electron transport, NADH to ubiquinone. The record is from RefSeq and is a predicted model, not a curated record. Bases 175 to 663 code for a protein of 162 amino acids. The transcript has 4 exons.